CCAAGAAUCUAUGGGCUGCCAAAAAUUCAUAAACCGAACAGACCUCUCCGCCCUGUAGUAUCAACCAUAGGAACUGCAACAUAUCGUGUGGCACAAUUCCUAGCGGAAAUCUUGGGAAACGUCGUGGGUAAAACGCAGUACCAUGUGCGCAACAGCUUCGAUUUUGCUAAUGAAAUUUCGCACGUGGUCGUCCCAGAUGGUUGCAUCAUGUACUCGCUGGACGUGGUAUCCCUCUACACCAACGUCCCGGUUGAAAAAGUAUACCAACUAGUGGAAGCAAAAUGGGAAGAAAUACAAGAGUACACCACAAUUCCAUGGGACAGCUUCAGACAUGCCAUGAAAACUGUCCUGGAAGCAUCGUUUUUCCAGUAUGACGGGAAAUUCUACUGCCAAACAACGGGGGUCCCCAUGGGAUCCCCUCUUUCACCGGUAGUGGCGAACCUCAUCAUGGAGAAGGUAGAACAGGAGGCCAUAACACAACUAGAGGAGAAAAAUAUCACCCUGUCCAUAUACAGACGGUGCGUCGACGACUGCUUCAUUGUUGGGAGAAGAGAAGAUGUGGAGAAAGUGGUGGAGCAGUUCAACGUCAUCGACGAGAAGCUACAGUUCACCGUGGAGGAAGAAAUGGAUGAGGCACUUCGGUUCCUGGAUCUCACACUCUCGCGAAGUGGUGAGAGGAUUCGAAAAAUGUGGAUCCCGAAGCAGAAAGAUGGUCGCUAUCUAGACUACCACUCGGAGAGCCCGCAUACUCACAAGGUAAACACGAUGAUCGCACUCAUCGAUCGGGCACUCAAGCUCACGGACACAGAUCGAAGGGAGGAAAGCAUUGGAAUGGUAAAAAAGAUUCUCCGCAACAACAACUACCCGGAGGAUCUCAUAAAACGUACGUUAACAGACCGAGUCCAUCUACUCUACAACACGAUGGAGAACGAAGAGAAAAAAGAGGAAUCGAAAAAGUACGUGUCCAUCCCAUACAUCCCGGGUCUCAGUGAGAAGGUGAGCAAAACGCUGAAACAGCACGAAAUCACAGCUUCAUUCAAGCCAUGUGAUAAGUUGAAAAACACGGUUUUCACCAAGCUCAAAGAUGCCAUACCACCAAUGAAGCAAACAAAUGUGGUAUAUUCAAUUCCUUGUGGGGCGUGCGAGGAAAAAGAGUACAUUGGACAGACGUCACAAACUCUAGACAAGCGCAUUGCGCAACACCGAAACUCAAUACGCACCAAUGCAUCAGCUACGGGACUCACCCAACACGCGGUCGAAAACGGUCAUCAUUUUGACUUCUCCAGAACUUGCAUUCUGGAGAGAAUCGACAACUACGCGAGUAGGCUAACAGCCGAGGUGAUCCACAUAAAAGUAAAGAAAGACACGACGGUAAACUUGCAGCGUGACGUAGACGGAUUCUCCAACACAUACAACAAUUUGAUUAAUAAACUGAAAGACGAGCAACAGCGAACCGAACGACGACACAGAGAAGUAGGCUAAUUAAUUAGAAUGAAAAGUACCGCCUUGGGAAACGGACGGGCGGCGGAUUUUUUCUGAAGAUGACCGAAAAAAUAAAAAAGUAGGUUGAAACGUAAAAACGACGUUUA
Molecule: messenger RNA, 1589 nt
Organism: Aedes albopictus (Asian tiger mosquito)
Lineage: Eukaryota; Metazoa; Arthropoda; Insecta; Diptera; Culicidae
Exons: 2
Coding region: 208-1482 (424 amino acids)
Source: RefSeq, a predicted model, not a curated record